AUGGGUCAGCUGAUGCUCAAUCGGGUGAUAUCGAUGCAGCGGGAAAGUCGUCGCCUGCAAAUACAACCCCAUAAUGGAACAGCAGAUUCAAUGGUUGACAGAAAGGACUCAACCUGCAAACAAGACCAUUGUUCCCAAGGUGGUGAAAUACAAUACCCUGGGCCACAUCUUCCAGAGGAUAUUUGGUGUCAUAUAUAUUCCCUACUGCCAAUGCGAGAUGCUGCUCGAGCUGCUUGUGUGUCUCAUGCAUUUAAACGUACUUGGAGAUGCUAUCCGAACCUUGCUUUCAAUAUGAUAACAUUGGGCAUUGAUAUAGAAUCAUGUGGAGAGGACGGAAUAGCUAGAAAUUUUACCAACAAAGUUGACCACAUAUUGAAAAACCGCCCAUGCAUUGCCACCAAGACACUCGAGAUUGUUUUCCGUUACUACAAUGCCAAAGUCUGUAACAUUGAUAGCUGGUUUCAGGCUGCUGUUACACCGGGGAUUGAAGAACUCACUAUAGAACUAUCUUCAAAGUCAGGAAGAUAUUACAACUUUCCGUGGUCACUUUUAGCCAAUGAGAGUGGAAACUCGAUUCGGUAUCUAAAUCUUGCCCGUUGUGCUUUCUCUCCGACUGACGAGUUGUGCUUUAAAAGCUUGUCAAGACUCGAGCUAAGCGAUGUUGCUAUUACGGGGGACCAGUUGGGAUCCAUUCUUCACAAUUCUUUUGCUUUGCAACGGAUGCAACUAAAGUUUUGCAAUAAGAUAAUUUGCUUGAAGAUACCUUUUCAUCUACAACAGCUCAGAUAUCUGGACGUGUUUGAUGGCGGCAGCUUGCUGCGGGUUAUAGAGGUAGAAGCUCCAAACCUCUCUAAUUUCCAGUUUAUGGGUCAUCGCAAAGUACACCUAUCGUUUGGAGUAGGAUUGCAAUUCAAGAAGUUCGACUUGUACUUUCCUGGUGCUAUCAGCUAUGUUUGUGCUGAUUUUCUGUCCAGCUUGCGAUAUGUUGAAGAUCUUUCCCUAGGUUCACGUUGUGAGAUGAUUGAUACACCAGUUCUACAUAGCAAAUUCCUGCAUCUCAAGCACUUGAAUGUUGAUCUUCAAGCAAUGACAUUUUCCCCGACCUACGACUAUUGUUCUUUGAUAUCACUUUUUGAUGCUUCUCCUUUCUUGGAGACCCUUGUCAUGAAUGUGUUGCAGCAAAAGAUGUUGCACGAGUCAAUCGUGGGAGAUACAUCACAUUUGAGGCAGAUGCCAGGACACCACCAUGAUAGCCUCAAGACAGUGAAGAUCAUUGGUUUCUCCUCUGCGAAGAGCUUAGUAGAGCUAACAUGCCAUAUCAUUGAGAAUACGAGCUCACUUGAGAGCCUUACAUUGAACACCACAACAGGACAUCCUUUCGAUAGCUGUUUAACCAACAAUACUGGAAAGUGCAACCUGUUGGGCGUGGAUUUUAUGGUGGAAGUUGGUAGAGGGCUCUUGGCUAUCAGGACAUAUGUUGAGCCAAAAGUUCCCUCCGGAGUUGAGCUAAAUGUUGUGGAGCCUUGCCGCCGAUGCCAUGAUCAACCACCGCCGAUGCCAUGA
Messenger RNA from Triticum turgidum subsp. durum (durum wheat), 1563 nucleotides. NCBI's taxonomy places the organism in Eukaryota, Viridiplantae, Streptophyta, Magnoliopsida, Poales, Poaceae. The record is from the annotation of a GenBank genome assembly.